Molecule: messenger RNA, 576 nt
Organism: Mesorhabditis belari
Lineage: Eukaryota; Metazoa; Nematoda; Chromadorea; Rhabditida; Rhabditidae
Source: the annotation of a GenBank genome assembly
AUGCCUCUUUUCGGACAUCGUCCACCCCGUCAUUUCUUCCAAUUUCUAUCAAUUCUUUUAUUCAUUCUUCCAUUUAUCGUCACUAGCGGCGAGGCACCCAAUUUCCCGUUUGAAGAAUGCAAAAAUGGAGUCAGAUUGGAAAAGCUCAAAAACAAGAACGGCUCAUUUUCGGUGAAAGAAACGAACGAUUGCUGCGCCGGCUAUUUGAGGGACGAUCAAAAGGGGACUUGUUCUCCUUGUCCAACAGGGUGGACGGGUCGCCUUUGUGAUUUACCUUGCGCUGAAGGAUUUCACGGGCCAGCCUGUGAAUAUCGAUGCACGGAUUGUACGCAAUGCGAUCGUUUCACUGGGCAAUGUCAUGAAUACGAUUGGAGUCGAGCCUGGGCUGACGGUCGACUUUUCCUCUCCGUUGUCACGAUACUUCUAAUCUGUUUGGCGGUGGCUGUUCUUUCGAUGGCCGUCGCAUACACGAUGUUCUAUCGGAGAAGGUGGAGUCAAAGCUCAAGAGAAGAACGAACAAGGAUAACAUCUGAUGUGGAUGCCCCAGCCGAAAAUCAUUCCGAUGCCUCUAAAGUC